This is a messenger RNA of Schizophyllum commune H4-8, 1434 nucleotides long. Its product is annotated as acid protease. The record is from RefSeq and is a predicted model, not a curated record. Bases 1 to 1434 code for a protein of 477 amino acids. Gene Ontology annotation, molecular function: aspartic-type endopeptidase activity. The transcript has 11 exons. NCBI's taxonomy places the organism in Eukaryota, Fungi, Basidiomycota, Agaricomycetes, Agaricales, Schizophyllaceae. Gene Ontology annotation, biological process: proteolysis.
AUGUUGCCCGUCGCUUUCGUCCUGCUCUCGCUCUUGGCUGCUGGUCAGCCCUCGCUCGCCUCGCCUUUGCCUGGUCCUGCCCACGGUAAUCCGCUCGCCCUCAGCCGCCGCGGUAUGAGGCAAUCCCCCGCCGGCAACACGACGAAGAUUCCGCUGUUCGACGAUCAGUUUGUGGCUCGAGAACUGCACAACGUGCUGUCCAAGUACAAGAAGGCCCCUGAUGCCCUUCAAGGCAUCAAUCUCGCGCCCGAACGCAACCUCGACUCGCCGCUUGAUGUCAGCGCAAACGUUACCGCGGGCACCACGAACAUCGAUCCCAAUGCCGUUGGAGGUCCCAACGCCGAUGCUCAGGAGGCGCCCCUUCUCUCUGGGCCGCAGCCUCCUGUCAACGUCGUCACAGGCUCCGCUACAUCAGGACACCUUCCUCUCAAGGAUUUUAUGUCCGGGUCGCUCGACUUGCUUUACUACGGGCCCAUCGGCAUUGGCACGCCCGCUCAGAGGUUGACUGUCGAUAUCGAUACCGGCUCUGCAGACCUCUGGGUCCCCGUCGACUGUGACAACUGCCAGGGAGGCGACUCUGCCCGACGCCAAUUCGAUAAGUCGGCGAGCUCGACGUACAUUGCUGGGAACAAUCAGGAAGUCACCAUCAAUUAUGGCUCGGGUAGCGUCAGCGGCGUCGUUGCCUCUGACAUGGUCACCAUCGCCGGGCUCCACAUCGAGAAGCAGACCUUUCUGGCUGUCAACUCGGAGUCUGAUGACUUCAACUCGCUUCCAAGCGAUGGACUCAUCGGACUGGCGUUCCCCAGCAUCGCGCAGACGAAGCAGCCGACAGUUCUCGAGAACUUGUAUGUGCAAGGUCAGAUUAAGACGCCCACGUUCAGCGUCCAUCUUGAGCGUGGCCAUGAGCAAGGAUCAGAGCUCUGCCUCGGAUGCUAUGAUUCCAGUAAAGCGACAGGUCCAACCACUUGGGUACCGAUCAAUACAAGGACGUACUGGACCGUACCGAUGGACGGUAUCGGUGCCAACACGGGGCACUCCACCCCAACGGACAUCUAUGCCGCCAUCGACACCGGCACCACGCUGAUUUACUUGCCCGGCGGUGUAGCCGCCAAGUUCUACGCAAUGAUCAAUGGGUCCAAGCCCGCACCCCAAUACGGGCCAGAAUACUUCACGUAUCCGUGCAACUCGAAGCUUGACAUCAACUUCAUCUUCAACGGCCAGAGCUUCUCGAUGAAUCAGUAUGACUUCAACUUGGUAGGUCGUACAGGCGUGAACUCCCCGGAUUGCGUUGGCGGUAUCAUCGCGAUGGGCAGCGACUUCCCGUCGAAUCUUGCCAUCAUCGGCGACGAGUUCCUCAAGUCAUGGUACACGACCUUCGAUUUCUCCUCUCAUGGGCGGGUGGGUUUCGCGCCCAGCAUCAACAACCGGCAUUAA